GAGAGGAAUGGGCCGUGGGAGAAUCGCGGUGGCGGACUCUUCGGUGGAAGAAUGCUCCGAUCAUCACCUCUUUGGGGGAAGGACCCCCCCAAACCGUCCCCGCAAGGUUUUGCGCAGGGUGGCCUCGCAGGCGGUGACCAGGACCAGCCCGCCGCUGGGCAUCAUCUUCACCACCCUCCUGUAUUGCGGGGAGCUGGCCUCGGCUUGCGUGAUGACCGUCUCCUACAGCCGCUCCAACGACCAGUUCUGGAUGGUCCUGACUCUUCUCUUGAUGCUCCUCUCCUCCGUCAUGGUCCAGCUCACCCUCAUCUUCGUCAACCGGGACUUGACCAGCGACAAGCCCUUCAUCCUUUUCAUGCACCUGGUGCUCCUGGGACCCCUCAUCAGAUGUUUGGAGUCCAUAGUGAUGUUCUACCGCCAAGGCCGGGAGGAGGAGCCUUACGUCAGCAUUACCCGGAAGAAGCAUAUUCACAGCGACUGCGAGAUCGAGAUCGAGCAGGAAGUGGGCCAUCUGGUGCGCCGGUUGGUCACUCACCGUAAUGCUUUCAAGCGCAUGGCGGUCAUUCAGGCCUUCCUGGGCUCCACUCCACAGCUCACCCUACAGCUUUAUGUCACUGUAGUAGAGCAGUACGUGCCCCCCAGCAGAGCUGUCCUGAUGAGCAUGUGCUUACUCUCCGUCACGUACGGCGCUUUGGUCUGCAACACCCUGGCCAUCCAGAUCAAGUACGAUGACUACAAGAUCCGCCUCCACCCACUGGCCUUCAUCUGCAUCAUCUUGUGGAGGGGCUUAGAGAUCUCGACCCGCAUCACCAUCUUGGUCCUCUUUGGGACCGUCUUCAAAUAUUACGGCUUGGCCGUUGGGGCGGCCAACUUCUUGGUCUUCUUCUUCUUACCGUGGGUUGAGUUUUGGAGAAGCGGGGCCAAACUGCCCGAGAACGUGGAGAAAAACUUCAGCCGGGUGGGAACUUUGACUGUUCUGAUCUGCAUCACUGUGCUCUACGGUGGCAUCAAUGUCUUCUGUUGGUCGGCUGUCCAGCUCAGGUUGUCCAGGCGAGACUUGAUUGUCAGGUCCCAAAACUGGGGCUGCUUAGCUUUAUUCUAUGUGUUCCGUGGACUGGAGAACAGCCUGCUGCUCGUGGUUUGGUACUUCUUCAAGACGGACUUCUACGAGUACGUCUGCACUCCCAUGCUUGUGCUGCAGCUCCUUGUAGCCUACUGUCUGGCCAUUGUCUUCAUGCUUUCUUUCAUGCAGUACUUGCAUCCCUGCCGCCGCCUCUUCACCCACAACGUCACGGACUUCUUGCAUUGCGUCUGUUGCCAAAAGGAAGACGUUGGCGUCUCGGUCGAUUUGGAACCACCUCGUGAACCCGGUGUGAGGCACAGCGUAGUAUGACAAUUAACACCCUGCUGAUGAUGAACCCCACCUGAUUUCAGGUUUCAGGAGCGGUACCUGUUUACCCCACCGGGAUAAGCCUUAAUUUCAUGGUGCUAUGCUAUAAUUUAUAAGCAGGGAUGCAAGCGAUCGUAGUGGUGAUAGCUGCUGGAGCAUCGGCUGGACUUACGAUGGUGGGCUGUAGCCUUUAGUGUUGUUGGUGCAGGACUAGGGCAAUCAGCAUCAGGGACAGCAGUAGAAGACUUGUCACAUAGUAUGAAAGAGGACCUCUAGUUGAUGGGGCAAGCCAUCAGUGAAGGAUGGUCUUGCUCUUCUAGGUGCCAGAAGUUUGGCACCAGAACUGCCUUGGGCUGUGCUCAUUUCCAGAAAUGGAACUGAAGGACACCCAGCUGGCUCAGAACGAUUGUGAGAAGAAGUGCAAAAGAGUGGCCAAUGGAGACGGUCUCACAUCUGUGGGAACCUGCACAGUCGGGUAAAACUUCAGAGUGACUUCCCCAGCCGUUCCGUUUAUUUAUUUGAAAACUUGUGAAGACUUUAUUUUUUGUCAUUUGAAGUGCUGGAAAAGACGUUGCCGUUCACAGCAACUUGGUCUCAGAAUUUGUUUGGGUUCCUACAGUCCCAUUUAUGGUCAGGGGAUCCGUGCUUAGGCUGAAAGCUCAGGAUGACGAGUCUCCUAAGGAGCCCCAUGGAUGGAGGAUGAGCUUUGGAUUUCUUGCCUCCAGAUCUUCAGGGGUGCCACAGCAGUUUGGCCUUCCCAACUGUCCUGGAAGGACCACGCUAGUGACCGAUGACUACAUUAGUGGCGUUCUUCAAGGGAGAAAGGGCUGAGGUUGAAGGUGUUGAGCUUGUAAUGGGAAACUGGACCAUUCCACAUCCAAGUUCUGGUUCUAGGUGGUGAUCAGCUCAUCACAGUUUGGGCUGUCACCUGGGGAGGUAAGCAUUUCCCAAACACUUGGCUGGACCCCACGCAAAGAUAUCCUCAAAGAACCCAUUACGUUGAAGUGCUCAGGUCUACCAAUCCAAUUUAGCCAAGCUUCUUGGCCUCCCAAAACACUUUCCACUGUAUGUAGUUCAAAGAUGUUUCUGAAUACAAGCUCACCCAGUAGGUGAGCCUUCAAUCCAAAUGCUCGUGAAGAAUACGUGUUGACGGGUCGAGUUACAUACUUGAUCUCCAACCAUUUCCUUGUAGGAACUGAUUUCUCCUUGUACCUCUCCUCUAUUGAGCUAACAUAGGGUUGUCCAAACUUGGCAACGUUAAGACCUGGGGACUUCAACUCCCAAAAUUCCUCAGCAGCAUGGCCGGCUGAGGAAUUCUGGGAGCUGAAGUCCACAAGUCUUAAAAAGUUGCCAAGUUUGGGAGACCCCCAGAGCUAACCGAUAGGCCAGACUGAGUUAAAGGACCACUCUUAGGUGGGGUUUUGGUACCCUGGUGUGGAAAGUUUGAUCUGUGAUCUUCAGCAGUAAUAAUUCAGG
Ahaetulla prasina is the source of this 2866-nucleotide messenger RNA. RefSeq names its product XK related X-linked (gene XKRX). The transcript is spliced from 3 exons. NCBI's taxonomy places the organism in Eukaryota, Metazoa, Chordata, Lepidosauria, Squamata, Colubridae. The record is from RefSeq and is a predicted model, not a curated record. Gene Ontology annotation, cellular component: membrane. The coding region runs from base 8 to 1393 and encodes 461 amino acids.